Drosophila bipectinata is the source of this 1126-nucleotide messenger RNA. RefSeq names its product yippee zinc finger protein (gene Ype). Gene Ontology annotation, cellular component: ubiquitin ligase complex. The record is from RefSeq and is a predicted model, not a curated record. Lineage: Eukaryota; Metazoa; Arthropoda; Insecta; Diptera; Drosophilidae.
AUGAAGAAGAACACUCGGCGACAACUCUAGAAAGCAUUCAACUGCGUUUUGUUUUCUUUUCUGCAAGCGUCGCAUUAACACCAAUUUCUAAACACAGGUACGCGAUUUCGGAUCUAUCUUUCACCAGAACUGCGUCAAACCUGGCAGAAGACCUCUCACCAGCGCCCAAGGAUUCUAAAUCUGGCUGAAACAGCUGGGUAAGAGCCCAGCCGUGCCAAACAAAGGAACCCCGCACACACACAGCGAGUGGGUAGCGCGAGUGCGAGCGAGAGAGCCAGCUGGCUAGAGCGAGAGGGGCAACAGCAGAAUGGGACGCAUUUUUCUGGAGCACCUUGGUGGCCUGAAGCUCUUCAAUUGCGCCCAAUGCCACACUAACCUGACCAACCGAACCCAGCUGAUCAGUACGCGAUUCACAGGCGCCACCGGACGUGCCUAUCUGUUCAAGCGUGUGGUGAACCUGACCUUCAGCAACAUCCAAGAACGAGUGAUGCUCACCGGCCGUCACAUGGUCCGCGACGUUAUGUGCAAAAACUGUGGUGCCAAGCUGGGCUGGAUGUACGAGUUCGCCACCGAGGAGUCGCAGAAAUACAAAGAGGGCCGAGUUAUCUUGGAGUACGCCCUCAUUACCGAGGCUGAGGGCUUUCCCUCCGAAGCCCCCAGCACAAGUCAUUGAACGAAACAUGGACGAAGCGGACAACCCGAGAUCCAGAGAAGAACCACGCAUUGGCAAACCGUGUGUAGCCCUAAGUAUUGAGUAGCAAGCCACUGUGGAUGGCUGCUAUGCAUUAACCUAGUUUAGAGAUCGCCGUGCUCGUUACCGAUCUGGUGUUCGUUACCGGCCCCUGACCCGGACCCGUAUCCGUAUCCGAGUUCGGAUUCGACGGUCUUGUCUUAACGUUAACGUUACUUAACGUAGUUGUAGGCAUACCUAGCACAUAAGCAGCUGCGGCGCACGAUUCUAACAUAAACUCUCAUGAGGCUGAACUGCUAGAAACGAUGAGGAUAAGGUCCUGUUCCAGUUGCCCAUCACAACUGAUCACAAUUGUGUCUUUUUCAAACAAGAUCUCUAGACCGUAAUCAAUCACCAAUCAAUCAGCAAUAAAGUACCACAAUAAUCGAAUAGUAA